UAUAUGUCCAAAACACAAUCAUAUGGUUCAUUAAUUUUAGUCACACGCCAAUUAUUGAAGGAGCAAAUUCAACCAUACACAGAAGAAACGAGAGAGACGGAGAAAAUGUCAACCACACUUUCCGAUCAUCAAGACACGAACCUUGAACGGAUUUUAUUGAUCACAAAUCUUGUGGUGGAGCUUCCAUCGGCGGUGCUCGAUCAGCUCUCUUCAGUUCACAAACCUCGCUAUGCACUGAUCAGCAUGAUCAUGUCUCUCAUAAUCAUGCUCAUCUCAGUUCUUGAUUUUGUCCGAAUGGGUCGAAGACAAAGAGUCAAAUGGAUGAAAAGAGACAAGAUCAUACCUUGGUUUUAUUCCCAAGGUCCCAGUUUCAAGCCUCUGGGGACAUUUGCCGAUGUUGUCGGAUUAGUUUGUAGCAUCUUCCAAUGUGUUUCAGCAGCAGUUGCUUAUGAGUUUCUGUCUCAUAAAUCUGAUAAUCCUAUCAAAAUCUCUGUUUGGCCAUUGAUCUUUGCUUUUGGUGUAUUGCUUACUAGAUUUCCAAGGAAUCAUCGGUCGGAAAUUCACCGGGAGAAUCCUGCUCAGAGAAACCUCCGUGAGCUGCAAGAUUCUGAAACUUCAUUAUACUAUGGAGAUAAGAAUUCUUACUGGGAAUUGUCUGAGAUGGCUGAGGAGGCAAAGAGGCGUGCAGAAAUAGCAAGGUUAAAGGGGCAUGUGGAAUCGGUGGUGAGACUCAAGGGACUUGACAUUGACCCCAUUGAACAGUACUAUUCUUCUUGAGAAGAUGCCUCCGUAUUUGUUGACACUAUCUUUUAAUUCUUGUUGUGUUUAUGGAUUCUGACAUGGAGAAUCCAGCUGUGCUCUGAGAUCAGUAUUCUCUCCCGGAGAAACCAAGAUUAAAAUCCAAAGAACAGAACUUUUGUGAGAUUAUGGAUUUACCCUCUGUUGUGAUGCAAAAUAAUUUUAUAACAAAAUAGUAUUUUUCUUUGUUGUACAUAGAAUUCAAUUUUCAUAAUACAUUGCGGCUUUUGUAAUUUGAUCCUGAUAA
Messenger RNA from Manihot esculenta (cassava), 1045 nucleotides. RefSeq lists its product as uncharacterized. Bases 4 to 777 code for a protein of 257 amino acids. Lineage: Eukaryota; Viridiplantae; Streptophyta; Magnoliopsida; Malpighiales; Euphorbiaceae. The record is from RefSeq and is a predicted model, not a curated record. The transcript has 3 exons.